CUUUUCCCAGACAUUAUCCGUCAAAUCCGGCAUGAUGGGGCGACUGUCGGCUUCUCGGAUGUCCGGAGUCGGACUUGGUAUCGCCGCGAUGUCAUAUGUGGCGAUUGAUUACAUGAGAUACUUGUCUCCAGCUUGGCAUUCUCGUCUUAUGCCAGUUCUCUGGUCGGUCCUGGCUCUCGCCGUCGUCACACGUGUUCCGUUCUACAAGCACUGGUCUUCUGAGCUACGAGCAGCGAUCCCUUUCCUCACUUCCAUCGUCUUCUUGCUUUCUGCUCUUCUCUUCGAAGCUCUUUGUGUUCGCUCCGUCACGGCCGUUCUCGGCUUAGAUUGGCACCGGGAUACUUCUCCACUCCCUGACACAGGCCAAUGGUUCCUACUUGCACUAAACGAGAGCCUUCCCAAGCCAAUUGUGGAAAUCCUGAGAGCUCAUAUCAUCGGAUUGCACCAUUUUCUUAUGCUGUUUGUGAUGUUGGGUUUCUCGGUAGUGUUCGACUCAGUGAAAGCUCCGGGUCUAGGAUUAGGCGCACGAUACAUAUUUACCAUGGGAUUGGGCCGUCUUUUAAGAGCUAUAACGUUUAUAUCUACUAUCUUACCUUCAGCUCGACCUUGGUGCGCCUCAGCCCGGUUCAACAACGUUCCCUCUCAUCCUCAUCGCUGGGCUCAGAAAUAUUACGUCCCUUAUGCUAAAGACCCUGCUGCUAUACACCAGCUCCUCAAUUGGGAUGAGGCUUACGCUGAUCCAGGAAAAUACAUUGGUGACUACAGACCUGAUUGGGGUUCAAUGAGCUUCCUCGGUGAGUUCUUGAGACCGAGUUAUUCUGAAGGGUCUUCAUGGUUUGGUCUACUAAAGAAAGCUGGAGGUGGUUGUAAUGACCUCUUGUACAGUGGCCACAUGCUUGUAGCUGUACUAACUGCUAUGGCUUGGACGGAGGCUUACGGAGGUUUCUCUUCCGCAUUGAUAUGGUUGCUCGUGGCACACAGCGCGCAGAGGGAGAUACGAGAGCGCCACCACUACACAGUAGACUGCGUUGUGGCGAUUUAUGUUGGUAUCCUUCUGUGGAAAAUGACGGGUUUUAUUUGGUCAGUCAAGAGAAAAACGAAGCAGACAACAAAACUAGAGAAGAUUCAGAACAGGCUGAUUCACGCUGCGAAGGAUUCGGAUAUGGAGACUGUUAGGAGACUUGUUGAGGAGAUAGAGGUAAGCCUCGGGGAAGACAAGCAGGGUAAAGUCGUCUCGAACCGGACAAUGACAGUGUUUGCCUGUGCGACAGUAAUCACAACACUCAGUAUUGUGAUUUUGGCGUUGACUUUGACCAGCGACGGUUAAAAAAUAGAUCAAACUUAAAGAGAGUUGAACUAAGAUGGAUCAUGGAUCCCUUGUCUUUUCCACGGUUUUAUCUCUGUUAUUUUUGCAAGUGUCACUAAAAAUUUUGUGUUACUUUCUUGGCCUUAAUGAUAUGAUACUUUAGUGAUUAAAA
Messenger RNA from Eutrema salsugineum, 1478 nucleotides. RefSeq lists its product as uncharacterized. The coding region runs from base 32 to 1327 and encodes 431 amino acids. Gene Ontology annotation, cellular component: Golgi membrane; endoplasmic reticulum membrane. Gene Ontology annotation, molecular function: sphingomyelin synthase activity; ceramide cholinephosphotransferase activity. Gene Ontology annotation, biological process: ceramide biosynthetic process. The record is from RefSeq and is a predicted model, not a curated record. NCBI's taxonomy places the organism in Eukaryota, Viridiplantae, Streptophyta, Magnoliopsida, Brassicales, Brassicaceae. The transcript has 4 exons.